Messenger RNA from Pipra filicauda (Wire-tailed manakin), 1898 nucleotides. RefSeq names its product tripartite motif containing 13 (gene TRIM13). The transcript has 2 exons. Lineage: Eukaryota; Metazoa; Chordata; Aves; Passeriformes; Pipridae. Gene Ontology annotation, molecular function: zinc ion binding. Gene Ontology annotation, biological process: innate immune response; positive regulation of macroautophagy; positive regulation of canonical NF-kappaB signal transduction. The record is from RefSeq and is a predicted model, not a curated record. The coding region runs from base 723 to 1874 and encodes 383 amino acids.
GCCCCCGCGCUCGGCACGUUGUCAAGCCCUGUGGAUGAAGCGGUGUUCGUGGGACUGUAGCUGCACUCUUGUUUCUCCAGGCCUUUCUCGCUCUCUUGAAACUGCACUGAACCGAAAUUGCUUAUUUCUCCAGGCCUCUCUAGCUUUCUAGAGGCUGCACACAUUGGAUCUGCCUGGUGCUCCUGGAAAAAUUUUUGGCCAUGAAAUAACACUUUACAUGCCAUUGCAGGAAACUUGUAAUUCAGGACUUGUCUUUCUGUUUUGUUUGAAGCUUGGUGAAAUUUUGGUUUUGCUUUCAGUAUGCUGCUGGCUGAUAAACCCGACUUCUGUGCUGAGGAGCAUACUAAAUUAAUUUCUCUUUGGAGCGUGGGAAAAAGCUACUGUGGUUGGUUUUGCAUUUAUGGUUUGAUGUGUUUUGCCAUUCUUUUUCCUAAUGAUAAAACUGUGCAAAUUGCUCUUUCUGAUGGAUGACAUCUGUUGGGUUUGUACCCAGAGAUGCUUUUGGUUUAUGUGCUACAAGGGCCGUCCAAACCUGGAUCAGAAGUUACACAGAGAAGUUCCCAAUGGAGAAGUUGAAAUGUUGCUGUAGUUCUUCACACAAAUACCAGGUUGCUAAGGGAUGUGUCAAUCCACAGACAAUUUAUUCUCUGAAAUGUAUGUCCUAAAGAAGAUGGAAGUUCAUCUGACCCAACCAGUCGUACAAGUCUUCACUACUUUUGGAUAUGAUGGAACUCCUAGAGGAAGAUCUCACCUGUCCCAUUUGCUGUAGCCUGUUCGAUGAUCCUCGAGUCCUGCCCUGUUCCCACAAUUUCUGCAGAAAGUGUCUGGAAGGAAUUCUUGAGGGAAAUGUGCGGAACGUGCUUUGGAGGCCGUCUCCUUUCAAGUGCCCCACAUGCAGGAAGGAGACUCCUGUUGCUGGAGUCAACAGCUUGCAGGUCAACUAUUCCCUGAAAGGUAUCGUGGAGAAGUACAACAAAAUCAAAGUAACUCCAAAAAUGCCUGUGUGCAAAGUGCACAGCGGACAACCCCUUAACAUUUUUUGCCGGACAGACAUGCAGCUGAUCUGUGGUGUUUGUGCCACCCGUGGUGACCACACAAAGCAUGUUUUCUGUUCCAUUGAAGAAGCUUACUCCCAGGAGAAGCGGGCUUUUGAAACCCUGUUUCAGGGCUUUGAAACUUGGCGUUGUGGAGAUGCCCUCUCACGGUUGGAUACCUUGGAAACCAGUAAGAGGAAAGCUCUGCAGAUGCUGACCAAAGAUUCUGACAAAGUGAAAGAGUUCUUUGAGAAGCUGCAGCACACGCUGGAGCAGAAGAGAAAUGAGAUUCUUUCUGACUUUGAGACCAUGAAGCUUGCAGUGAUGCAGGCCUAUGAUCCAGAGAUCAAUAAACUGAACACAAUUCUGCAAGAACAGCGGAUGGCUUUUAACAUUGCAGAGGCCUUCAAAGAUGUGUCUGAACCCAUUGUAUUUCUGCAACAGAUGCAGGAGUUCAGGGAAAAAAUCAAGGUGCUCAAAGAAACCCCUUUACCUUGUUCCACUGUGGACAUCAGCCCCACAAUGAAGAGCUUCGACACCAGCCAGUGGAAUGGAAUAAAACUAGUUGAUGUGGACAAACUUUCUUUGCCUCAGGAAAACAAUGCUGGCAAAUUCAAGAUUUCCUCAGUCUUUUCGCGCAGAUUUAUACUGAACUGUCUUAUUUUCUUUACAAUUAUCUUGUCCUAUUUGGCAGAUAACGUGGAGAUAGCAGAUCAUGCAGUCUUUUACUGGGAACAGAUGACAGAUGGAGCUUCACUUUUAAGAGAAAAGUGUAAAAACUAUACGUUGGUUGUACUGGAUAAUGUUGCAGAGUUUGUGUGCAAAUAUAAACUGUUGUGAAGUCCCUGCUGAAAUAUAAGAACU